Messenger RNA from Cheilinus undulatus (humphead wrasse), 3535 nucleotides. It is a transcript of the gene myo1hb, whose product is annotated as myosin IHb. Bases 63 to 3137 code for a protein of 1024 amino acids. Gene Ontology annotation, biological process: vesicle transport along actin filament; actin filament organization. Gene Ontology annotation, molecular function: actin filament binding; ATP binding; microfilament motor activity. The record is from RefSeq and is a predicted model, not a curated record. Lineage: Eukaryota; Metazoa; Chordata; Actinopteri; Labriformes; Labridae. Gene Ontology annotation, cellular component: myosin complex; vesicle; cytoplasm. The transcript is spliced from 32 exons.
GCACACAUCAGGCACCUUCAGGGGAGAGCCUUGAGGAACGCUGUAACAAGAUCCUGAGGAACAUGGAGGCCUCUCUGACAGCCCGGGAUCGCGUGGGCAUCCAGGAUUUUGUUCUCCUUGACCCCCACACGAGCGAGAGUGCCUUCCUGGACAAUCUGAGGAAACGCUUCCAUGAGAAUCUCAUCUAUACCUACAUCGGGACUCUGCUGGUGUCGGUCAACCCAUAUAAAGAGUUAGACAUCUACAGCAAGAAGCAGAUGGACACCUACAUGGGGGUCAAUUUCUUUGAGCUCCCACCUCACAUAUAUGCUCUGGCAGACAAUGUCUUCCGCACAAUGCAGUCUGAGUUCAACAACCACUUCAUCUUGAUCUCAGGGGAGAGUGGAGCCGGCAAGACCGAGGCCUCCAAGAAAAUCCUGCAGUUCUACGCCGUCAGCUGUCCAAGUACCAAACUCCUGAACAACGUCCGGGACAGACUCCUCCUGUCCAACCCGGUGCUUGAGGCUUUCGGAAAUGCCAAAACCCUAAAGAAUGACAACUCGAGCCGCUUUGGGAAAUACAUGGACAUCCAGUUCGACCAUCAGGGUGGUGCAGUAGGCGGGCACAUCCUGAGCUAUCUUCUGGAGAAGUCCCGUGUGGUGCACCAGAACCACGGGGAGAGAAACUUCCACAUCUUCUAUCAGCUGGUGGAGGGAGGGGAGGAGGAUCUACUGCGCUGGCUCGGCUUAGAGAGGAACUGCAAGAACUACAGUUAUUUAGUGCAGGGUGACUGCGCCAAAGUAAGCUCCAUCAAUGAUAAGAGUGACUGGAAGAUGGUGCGCAAAGCCCUCUCUGUCAUAGAGUUCAGUGAGUGUGAUGUUGAGAACCUGUUUGGAAUAAUUGCCAGUGUGCUCCAUCUGGGUAACAUCAAAUUUGCAGCGGAUGGUCGAGGGUAUGCUACUCUGAGCAACAACCAGGAGAUGCACUGGGUGUCCAAGUUGUUGGGGAUUCCUGCUCAGGUGCUACAACAGGGCUUAACCCACAGGAAGAUUGAAGCCAAAUCAGAGGAGGUGUUCAGUCCUUUCUCUGUGGACCAUGCAGUUUAUGCCAGGGAUGCUAUCGCCAAAGCCAUCUAUGGUCGUACUUUCAACUGGCUGGUCAACAAGAUCAAUGAAUCUUUAGCAAACAAGGAUUCAUCCAGGAAAACAGUGAUCGGUUUGCUGGACAUCUAUGGUUUCGAGGUUUUCAACGUGAACAGCUUUGAGCAGUUUUGCAUCAACUACUGCAACGAGAAGCUGCAGCAGCUUUUCAUUGAGCUGACCCUCAAGUCAGAGCAGGAGGAGUACGAGAUGGAAGGGAUCGAGUGGGAACCAGUGCCAUACUUCAACAAUAAAAUAAUCUGUGAUCUUGUGGAGGAGAAACACAGAGGAAUCAUCUCUUUGUUGGAUGAAGAAUGUUUACGUCCUGGAGAAGCCACAGACCUCACCCUCCUUGAGAAGAUGGAGGAAAAAAUUGGCGGUCACCCUCAUUUUGUAACGCACAAGCUUGCAGACCAAAAGACAAGGAAAACGCUAGAGAGGGGAGACUUCCGCCUCUUGCACUACGCUGGAGAAGUCACGUACUGUGUCAUCGGUUUCUUGGACAAAAACAAUGAUCUCUUGUAUCGAAAUGGGAAGGAGGUCAUGCGCCAGUCUAAGAACGCUAUAAUCAAACACUGUUUCCCUUCUACUGAACCAGACAGCAAGAAGAGGCCUGAAACUGUGGUGACUCAGUUUAAGAACAGCCUGGUAGGCUUGACUGAGAUCUUGAUGUCUAAAGAGCCGUGGUACGUCCGCUGCAUCAAACCAAAUGAAGCUAAACAGCCAGGUCGCUUUAAUGACGUGUUGAUCAGACAUCAGGUGAAGUACCUGGGGCUGAUGGAGCACCUGAGAGUCAGACGUGCUGGGUUUGCUUACCGCCGCAAAUAUGAAAUAUUUCUCCAGAGGUACAAGCCUCUAUGUCCUGACACCUGGCCAAAAUGGAAAGGUACGGCAGCAGAGGGUGUGCUGUGUCUGAUCAAACACCUUGGCUACCAACCUGAUGAGUACAAGAUGGGCAGGACGAAAAUCUUCAUCCGGCACCCAAGAACUCUGUUUGCAACUGAGGAUGCAUUUCAGGUCUGCAAGCACAAGCUAGCAACAAGGAUUCAGGCCAAGUACAAAGGCUACAGGGUGAAAGGAGACUUUCUGAAGCAGAGAGAGGCUGCCACAAAGAUCGAGAACUGCUGGAGAGGUCUGAUGGCCAGAAAGGAGCGUGAGAGGAGGGCGUGGGCUGUCAAGGUCAUCAAGAAGUUCAUUAAAGGUUUCAUGACCAGAAAUCAGCCUGCCUGCACUGAUAACAGUGAGUACCUGGCGUACGUGAGGCAGAACUACCUCACACGGCUGAAAGAAAACCUCCCAAAAACAGUCCUGGAGAAAGACUGCUGGCCCACACCUCCACCUAUAAUGCAGGAGGCCUCCCAGCUUUUAAAGAAGCUCUACAUUCGCCACAUGGUGAGGAAGUACGUCAGAGGAAUCAAUGCACAGAAGAAAGCACAGCUUCUGAUGAAAGAACAGACGAGCUCCAUGUUCAAAGGAAAGAAGGAAAACUACCCCUUCAGUGUGUGCAGACCGUUUGUGGACACCAGGAUAGGUUCAGAGGACAUCAGCAUCAAAGUGCUCCAGAUGAUCCGGCACGAGCACAUCAAGUACAGCGUUCCUGUGGUGAAGUACGACAGGAACGGGUUCAGGCCUCGUCUACGGCAGCUCAUCUUCACUCAGGAGGCGGCUUACCUGGUCGAGGAGACCAAGAUCAAGCAGCGGAUCGAUUACAGCUCCCUGAAAGGUAUCUCUGUCAGCAACCUAAGUGACAACUUCCUGAUCUUUCAUGUCACAUUUGAUGACAUCAAGCAGAAGGGAGAUCUGGUGCUGCAGUGUGAGUACCUGUUUGAGGCCCUGACUAAGCUCAGUGUUAUUGCCAACAAGCAGAACUGCAUUAAGGUGGUCCAGGGCAGCGUGCGGUUCGACAUCCAGCCUGGCAGGGAGGGGUUUGUGGACUUCAAGAGUGGUCAGGAGUCCAUGGUUUACAGAGCGAAGAACGGCCAUCUGAUGGUGGAGUCUACUCGAUCGAAGUCCAGGUGAUGCUGUUGGUGAUUUGUGCUGCAGGUUCUAGUAACAGCCGUCUGUGUUCCGUCCUGCCUCAUGGUUGUUGCCAAUUUGUUUUACAUUACCCUUUUUUAUGCAGCUUGAUGGCAAAAUUAUCGAACCAUACACAAGCACUGCCAACAUAUGAGCUGUAGAGAGCAGACAACAAGCCCACAGAGGAGAAUCGCCAGAAUCAGUCUGCUGGUCUCUGAUUGGUCAGAGACACAUAAAAAUGAAGCACCCUCCUUAUCAGUAGAAGCACUUGUAGUCUCAUUUUUGUAUUAGACCCGAUUGAUGUUAAAAAUAGAAAAGAUGAAAGAAUUACAUCCUGUUUGUGUGGCUAGUGAAGGUAACUGUUGUACCUGACUCAUGUUGUACUGGCACAUUAAAACAUU